Rubroshorea leprosula is the source of this 780-nucleotide messenger RNA. The record is from the annotation of a GenBank genome assembly. Lineage: Eukaryota; Viridiplantae; Streptophyta; Magnoliopsida; Malvales; Dipterocarpaceae.
ACCCCUAGGCAGUUGGCCCAUCCGAUCAAAGAAAAAAGUACAACCUUAUCUCAUAAUCAGUUUCAUAAUCUACUUACAAUUCAUACUAGUUGUAUUCGAAUUAAUUCGUUUAUUGGUGGCCUUCAUGAUUCAAUGAAGUAUAUUAUCUGGUUAUCACAUGAUCAUGACGUCACCGUUCGUGAUUGAUUUGGAAUAUUUGCACCAUAUAUGACUGGAAAAUUUUCUCCAUAAAAGGACAGCUGGCUCUCGUUACUGCUUUAUCUCACUCUCAUUUUGUGCCCAAAAGAUCUAGAGCCUGCUAAGAGGGGUCUGGUUGCCAUGGGGGAUAUUGUUUUGACCAGAGUUCUACCUGGUAGUUCUAUAAACACUGGUGUACUUAGUGUCUCAAAUAGGUUUGAUGUCGAACGCAUGCCUACAAUUGAAGAGGGACAUAAGUCAGUAGUGCUGGAGGCAAGAGAUGCUCGUCAAGAAGGCCUCAUCCAUCGUUUCUACUUUAGAAGGAGGGCGGAUGGAACCAAGCAAACUCUAACAGGUAUGAAGCAAUUCUUUGACCUUCAUGGAUUGCAAGCUGGUGAUCGAAUUACGAUCUAUCUUGUGCGAAAAGAAGUGAAGUUGUUUGGAAGAGUCAUUCGCCCCGCACUUCAUUCAAUUGAUUUUGAGAGGGGGCCCCUAGCCUAAUUAAAUAGGUAUGUUUAGAUUGGAAUGUUCUUUAUAUAUAUAUCAAUGUAUAUUUUUGUAAUUUCAACAGGGUAAUUCAACGAUUAAAAGUUUAAAAUUUUA